UUCUUUUUUUUUUUUUUUUUUUUUUGAUUCGUUUGCCACGCUCACACUCACUUUCCCCCUUUCCACUUCAACUCAAGUAGUGCGAGGAAAAAAAUGGGAGGUCUGCUGAGCCUCGAGGAAGACUCGUCGUCGGAUGAAGACGACUACGUGCUCACUGGCGACAACGAGUCUGCCGUGCUCGUGCAGGACGCGGGACUGCCGCCAGACCCCGAGGAAAUCGACACGGCACGAGCGCGUGCGGUUCGGCGGCGGGAACGGCGACAGGCGGCCCUGCAGCACAUUCUCGAAAAGCAACAGCAACAGCAACAGCAACAGCAGCAACAGGCGAGCCACAAGACUGUCCAUGCAUUGCGCUCACCAAAGCCAGUCAAGCGAGCGCAGAGCGGCGGUUCGAGCUGGUUUGGAUUUGGCGGCGAAGUGAACGCCCAUUCGCCAUCUGCCACCACAGUGACGACGACGACGACGACGACGACGAGCGCGACCUCAGCCAGCUCCAACACUCAGAGCAACAGCAGCAGCAGCAACAGCCACAAUGCUCAUCACAGCACCACAGCGAACGCGGAAUCACCCCAUCCUCAUCAUGACAACGCUGCUGCUGCUGCUGCUGCUUCGACGACUCCGACAGCCGCUGCAGCAGCCGACCUCGCAAUCCUGCACUCGCCGGCAUACCUGAUGGCCAGCUCGCCGCAGCUGCGCCAUGAAGUCAACCUGGGCCAGUUCUCGCUCAUCCGGACGAUUGGCAGGGGCGGCUUUGGCAAGGUCCAGGUCGUCCGCCGCAAGCUCUCCCGCCGUUACUAUGCGCUCAAGUACGUCUCCAAGACCGAGUGCAUCAAGCAGAACAUGGUUGGGAAUGUGCUCUUUGAGCGGGAAUUGCUCGAGCAACUCCGGCACCCGUUCAUUGUCAAUCUGCAGUUCUCCUUCCAGGACGAGUUUUUCAUGUACUUUGGCCUCGAGCUCAUGACGGGCGGCGACAUGCGCUUUCUGCUCGACAACGAGAACGACCCAUUUGUGUUCACCGACAAUGCGCUGCGGUUUUACGCGGCAGAGCUCGUGCUCGCCAUCCAAUACCUGCACGACAUCCACAUUGCCCACCGCGACAUCAAGCCCGGCAAUCUGCUGCUCGACAGCAAAGGGCACAUUCACCUGACAGACUUCAACUUGGCCACGCGUCUCAAGGGCCGCAAGUCCCACACCAUCUGCGGCACCAUCCAGUUCAUGGCACCAGAGAUUUUCGCGGAUGCCGGCCACGACACUGCGGUCGACUGGUGGGCGCUUGGAAUCACGCUGCUCGAGAUGGCCACGGGCAGCACGCACGUUACCGCCAAGGAUUACACUGCGCUCGAGAAGGAGCUGGAGACCUUUUCGAUUGCCAAUCUCGAGAACAAAAUGUCUGACGUGUUGUUUGACUUUUUAUCUGGCCUCCUGCUGAAAACGCCGUCCAAGCGAUCGGCGUUCGCCAGCGCCAUCCGCACCCAUCCCUUCUUUGCCAGCGGGGUGUGCCAAAAGCCCGAACGAUUGUCUGGAAGGCAGCGACUCAUUGAAGCAAUGCUCGAAGGUGAAUCCAUCGACGACUUGGCCAGCUUUGCAGACGAUGACGAUGACGAUGACGACAAUGGCGAUGGCGACGGUGGUGGGCAGGACCGCAAGAGCGGCCGUGAGUCGAGCCCGCCGCGCAGCCGAGCGGAUUCGUCGUCGGCGUCACCACGUCCGCGUCGUGUCAAGUCAAAGUUCACGCCGAUUGACUGGGUGGCCUGCGAAAAGAAACAGCUCACGCCGCCAUUCCAUCCGAACGAGCACAUGGCCAACUUUGACCCCACGCUGGAGUUGGAAGAGCAGCUGCUUUCAGACAACCCGCUAGCCAUGAUCAAGCGCGCACGCAAAGUGUCGCGGCAGCGGCUCACCAAGGCACAGAGCCGCAUCAAGUCGGACUCGGCCGAGUUGAGCGGCGUGACGCUCUGGCGCAACCUGCUGCUCGACCCCAGCGAGCACGCCAUGUUUGAGCGUCUGCCCAAGCCAAUCAUGGGUGAGCAGGCCGAACUGUUCCACAACUUUACCACCUUUGACCUGGAAGAGUACCACGACGCGCAAGUGGAGACGAUGGCUGCUGCCAUGACAAAGCACACGGAGGCUCUUGAGUUCCGCAAAAAGAUGCGCAUCAUGCGCAUUGAGGAUGGCCGCGCCCGUCGAGAAAUUGUGGCUGGCGAACCGGAUCCUGACGCACCUGCAGGGCUGGUGGUGACGUCCGCCCCAACGUCCGCCCCGACAUCCGCUCCAUCCUCCGCGCCGUCUUCGGCACCCAGCUCUGCUCCCGGAUCGCCUGGCGUCAGUCGAAAGCACAAGCACGACAAGUCCAGCUCGUUCAAAAACGCCGUCACCCCGCCUCGGCCUGGCCGCUUGAAGACGCUCGUCCAGAAACUGCGAGGUGUCGACCACCAUGCCUGGCUGUCCAAAGGCAUUUCCGAGAUUCUCGACAACCAGUCUGCCGAGCGUCUCCCCGGCCUUGACGGCUCCCUGGACAGUCUCGAGGCUCGGUCGGCUGAGCGACUGCCAGGCGUCGAGAAGGCCGUCUAGAGCGUGUUUCUCGAAACGCGAGUUUUGAUGCAAAAUUGGUUGUUAUUCUUGUAGCAAGUACAGUAGUUGUGCAUUUUCUUGGGCACAGGUGUGUCUUCUUGGUAAAUUGUUCCCGCCCA
Molecule: messenger RNA, 2690 nt
Organism: Capsaspora owczarzaki ATCC 30864
Lineage: Eukaryota; Filasterea; Ministeriida; Capsasporidae
Product: serine/threonine protein kinase
Exons: 1
Coding region: 94-2571 (825 amino acids)
Biological process (GO): protein phosphorylation
Molecular function (GO): ATP binding; protein kinase activity
Source: RefSeq, a predicted model, not a curated record